CACCCGCCGCCCAGAGGGCGUCCUUUGCAGACAUCCCUGCACUCAAUUCCCACCGCUGACUAUGGCUUCUGCAGCAGCAGAGGGGGAGAAGGGGUCUCCGGUUGUGGUGGGACUGCUCGUGGUGGGCAACAUCAUUAUUCUGCUGUCGGGCCUGGCCCUGUUUGCUGAGACGGUAUGGGUGACAGCUGACCAGUACCGCGUGUACCCGCUGAUGGGCGUCUCAGGCAAGGAUGAUGUCUUCGCGGGCGCCUGGAUCGCCAUCUUCUGCGGCUUCUCCUUCUUCGUGGUGGCCAGCUUCGGGGCGGGCGCAGCGCUCUGCCGCCGCCGGUCCAUGAUCCUCACGUACCUGGUGCUCAUGCUCAUCGUCUACAUCUUUGAGUGCGCCUCCUGCAUCACGUCCUACACUCACCGCGACUAUAUGGUGUCCAACCCAUCCCUGAUUACCAAGCAGAUGCUGACCUUCUACAGUGCAGACACAGACCAGGGCCGGGAACUAACUCGCCUCUGGGACCGCAUCAUGAUUGAGCAAGAGUGCUGUGGCACAUCUGGUCCCAUGGACUGGGUGAACUUCACAUCGGCCUUCCGGGCGGCCACCCCGGAGGUGGUGUUCCCCUGGCCCCCACUGUGCUGUCGGCGGACGGGCAACUUCAUCCCCCUCAAUGAGGAGGGCUGCCGCCUGGGCCACACGGACUACCUGUUCACCAAGGGCUGCUUCGAGCACAUCAGCCAUGCCAUCGACAGCUACACAUGGGGCAUCUCGUGGUUUGGAUUUGCCAUCCUGAUGUGGACGCUGCCUGUGAUGCUGAUAGCCAUGUAUUUCUACGCCACGUUGUGAGGAACCAGAAGGCCACGUGCACGGGUCGGCCUCUUCCUCCUGUUCCUGUUUCCUCCGGCUGAGGACUGGAUGGCCGCCCCGCCUCUCCCCUUCCUGCCUCCCUCAAGCUUCCCCCCUUCCUCACCAAAGACCUUUUACCAGGUUUCUGAGCCCUGCUGGGACUCAGGGGUGCCCUGAAACCCCUGGACAUGUGUGCGUGGACCCUUAGCCCUUGACCUCAUUUCACUUUGCUGAUUCCUGGCCCAUCUUUCAGUGUCAACAUCAAGUCCUGUCCUCGGAGGACCUUCCGGGAUCCCACCACCCCAUCUCCAAUGCCUGUCAGCUCCAUGACCGAUGUUGCCAUCAUUGCUAAAUAGUUAGGGGUUGUUUAUUCUCUGGUGGACUAGGGUUGCCAUGAGGGGAGGACCAAGCUCUGUCACGGUCACUGUAUUGUCCCCAGCAUCACCCAACGGAGGGCUGAGCAUGGAUAUUCAAUAAAUGCUGGUUGAACAAA
Messenger RNA from Suricata suricatta (meerkat), 1328 nucleotides. It is a transcript of the gene UPK1A, whose product is annotated as uroplakin 1A. Lineage: Eukaryota; Metazoa; Chordata; Mammalia; Carnivora; Herpestidae. The transcript has 8 exons. Gene Ontology annotation, cellular component: membrane. The record is from RefSeq and is a predicted model, not a curated record. The coding region runs from base 62 to 835 and encodes 257 amino acids.